AUGUCUCCUCGUCGUCCUGGCUCUCCUCCUCGGUCCGUCCCUGGAUCGCCUAUGCGUCUCCCUCCUCCAUCUCCUCACCCGCGUACGGACCCAAUCUCCUUCCACCGUCCACCCCCUGUGCACCCUCCACCUCCUGGCUCCGCUCACCGGCCGCCACUGUCACCUCCGUCCUACCAUCCAUUCCGUUACAAUGUCAACCAACCUCCCUCCAUCCUGCACAAUCGCAACGUACAGCUUGUCAACGACAACAACCAAGUUGGCCCUGGCCACGACCCCAACGCUCGUCCUUUCAUCUGCCAGUACGAUGUCUGCGACCGCGCGUUUGCUCGCAAGAGUGACCUCGCCCGCCACAUGCGCAUCCACACCAACGAGCGCCCCUUCCUCUGUGUCCACCGCGGCUGCGGCAAGGCCUUCAUCCAGCGUUCCGCCUUGACAGUUCACACCCGUGUCCACACUGGUGAGCGCCCACACCACUGCGAGAUUUGCAACAAGGCGUUUGCAGACUCAUCUUCCCUGGCGCGCCACCGUCGUAUCCACACUGGCAAGCGCCCCUAUGGCUGCAAGGUCCCUGGUUGUGGCCGCCAGUUUGCUCGUCGCAACACGUACCUCAAGCACUUUAAGCGCCAGCACCCAGACCUCCCUCCCCCUACCUCGAGCUCGGUGCGCGCCCUCCACGUCCCCCCUCGUGCCAGCUCGCAACACCCAUUUCUCGUCUCCGGAGGUGGCCCAGGCAGCGUCUCUGGUUCCGAGGCUCCCGAGUACAGCGUUUCUCCUUCUGUCACCGGUCCCCCCCACUCUUUCGCCGCCUCUCACCCGCCAGAGGGAGCGGCGUUUGCCUUCGCCGGCGGGUUUGUCAACAACCAGCAGUUCCACAACGCCCAGCUCGCCCCCGCCCCCGCAGGCAUCCGCUACUACCACCCCGGCCACCCCGAAGCGCAACCCCAUGGUGGCCCCCCCUCCCUCUCGCACCCCGGAGCCGGGCCCGAGUCGGCUCACCAAGGCCAAGCGCCCCAAGGUGACCGCGCCGAGUUCCAGCAGCAGCAGCAGGUCAACGGCGUUCCCUACCCCGGCGACGGUUCCAACGGCGGGCCCGUCCCGGACUAUGGCGAGCAGUCGGUCUUUGCCUACCAGGACAACUCGAUCCCGCGCCUCCCGAACGGUGCAGUGAUGAACGGACCCGGCGGCUUCUACUUUAAGAACGAGCCCGGUGUUCGCCAGUUCCAGCCCGACCCCAACCACGUCCUCGCUGCUCAGGCUGCCGCGUCGUGGGGUGGCGUUGGUGGCGGCUUUGCUCCCGGCCAGCUUGCGCUCCCAGCCAUGCCUCUCCAGCCCUCGUACCACAACUACAACCUCCAGAUGCACAGUGGCGGCCAGCAAAAGCUUGGCCAGCGUCCUCUGUGCGCCUCGCCUCUUUCUGAGCGUGCCGCCAGCCCCGACCUUGUUGACAUCAACACCGUCCCUGCGAUCAAGUACCAGCAGCCCCACGGCCACACCUUCCCCAUGCCAUUCUCGGCUGUCGACCCCCACGGUCACCUGCAGUCGCCAAUGGCCAUGUCGACCUUGUCUUCGGGACAGGCCCAGCUCCACAGCGCGCCUCCACACAUGCAGCGCUUCCACUCUGCUCCUGGUGUCCCCACCCUCAACGGUGGCUGGAACCAGACCGAGACCCUCAAGUCCAUGCCCCAGCCGGGUUUCGAGAACCGCAACCCUCUUCGUCGCGCUAGUGCCGGCGUCCAGGGGGAGGAGUGGACUCUCGAGGAUAACAUGCUCAGCCGUGAUGCCUCUGACGGCGAGGGCGACUCGGCGUCUGCAAAGGAGGUCAACAACACCAACCCCCAAGUCAAGGUCGAGGGGUGGGCUACCCCUACCGGUGGCUACACCAUGCCCGUGCGCCCCGGCCCGCUUCGGUUCCCUUCCUCGGCGUCGACCACCUCUACCGCUUCGUCGCUCAUGAACGUCACCGCCACCCCUCAGUCUCUGCCACCCAUCGCCGUCUUCCCUCAGGCCAACGGCAUGCAGCACCACCCUGGCUACCCCUACCAGACUCCUCCUCCUCCCGGCUGGAACCAGCCCGGUAUGAAGGAGCAGACCCUUGUCACACCACACAUGCUUGGCCGCCCCGUCUUCAUCCAGCACCACCAGGCCGACGACGACAAUGAGCACCAGAUUACCUUGUCAAGUCCCCCCAAGGUCCCCAUGCCUCGCGACCGCCAGGCCAGUGGCGUUUCCGUCGUCGGUCUCGGCAUUGCCAACGUCACCUUUGUCGACCGCGAGGGCUCCAUCGAGGAUGAGAGCAAGGGCUGGACCCCCUCCGAGUCGGGCUCGCUCGGCGAGGACGAGCUCGAGUCUGACGACGAGGCCAACGAUGACGACUCGGACGACGACUUUGUCCUCGGCGCCAAGCCCAAGCGCAAGUCGAGCACCGGCAAGCGCUCUCGCGGCACCAUGAGCGGUCGUGCACCAACACGUGGCAUGCCCAAGCGCCGUGUUCUUGCCUAA
Apiotrichum porosum is the source of this 2499-nucleotide messenger RNA. RefSeq lists its product as uncharacterized. Gene Ontology annotation, molecular function: DNA-binding transcription factor activity, RNA polymerase II-specific; RNA polymerase II cis-regulatory region sequence-specific DNA binding. The record is from RefSeq and is a predicted model, not a curated record. Bases 1 to 2499 code for a protein of 832 amino acids. Lineage: Eukaryota; Fungi; Basidiomycota; Tremellomycetes; Trichosporonales; Trichosporonaceae. Gene Ontology annotation, cellular component: transcription regulator complex; PcG protein complex. Gene Ontology annotation, biological process: regulation of transcription by RNA polymerase II. The transcript is spliced from 3 exons.